Messenger RNA from Racocetra persica, 152 nucleotides. Lineage: Eukaryota; Fungi; Glomeromycota; Glomeromycetes; Diversisporales; Gigasporaceae. The record is from the annotation of a GenBank genome assembly.
AGUGGUUAAUAGAAUCUUGCAUUAUUCCAUUAGAUGAUGUAUUAGUAAUUAGAGAGUAUAUGUGCAUUCUAGCAGUUCAGCCAAUUUCAGCAUCAACCGCGACAAAAAAUGUUGAGACUAAAGAUGCAGGUGAAAUUAAACUAGCGUGGUGA